Oncorhynchus keta (chum salmon) is the source of this 7047-nucleotide messenger RNA. RefSeq names its product par-3 family cell polarity regulator alpha, b (gene pard3ab). Gene Ontology annotation, biological process: establishment or maintenance of epithelial cell apical/basal polarity; establishment of centrosome localization; microtubule cytoskeleton organization. The transcript has 26 exons. Gene Ontology annotation, molecular function: phosphatidylinositol binding; protein binding. Gene Ontology annotation, cellular component: adherens junction; apical junction complex; apical plasma membrane. NCBI's taxonomy places the organism in Eukaryota, Metazoa, Chordata, Actinopteri, Salmoniformes, Salmonidae. The coding region runs from base 370 to 4605 and encodes 1411 amino acids. The record is from RefSeq and is a predicted model, not a curated record.
UUCGAAAUCACCCAAUUGUUCACGCACACAUGGGUGCAAUUGCUCGCGCGCGCCAUAUACCACCUUCGACAGUUCCAGUCUUGACCAGCGUGUGGAGGCCGUUCCCCAAUCGAAUCCUGAUGGAGCUGUUGCUCCCUGCACUAAUCUGGGAACGUGGAAACAGAAGGAGAAGGACUAAACAGGUGGUCAGAAACACACAGCUAACAAUGUUGUCCCUGGAUAAAAUGUGAAAGAUAUUUUGGUCUCAUCUCUUUUUAAGGAUACAAGAUUCAAUAACCAAAUUUAAUUCAUGUUUCGGCUGACUUUCAAAGGGAUAAUUUAUCCUCGGUUUUCCUCCGAAUCUGGGCAAGAUCUAUCGGAUAUUAAACUAUGAAAGUGACUGUGUGUUUUGGAAGGACUAGGGUGGUGGUACCGUGCGGAGAUGGAAAUAUCAAAAUCCAUAUUCUCAUCCAGCAAGCCGUCAUGAGAUACAAAAAAGCAAUUGCAAAGGAUGCCAGCUACUGGUUACAGGUGCACCGGUUGGAGCAUGGGGACGGAGGUAUCCUGGACCUGGAUGACGUGCUGUGUGAUGUGGCUGAUGACAAAGACAGGCUGGUGGCGGUGUAUGAUGAACAGGAACCUCACCAUGGUGGUGACGGCACCAGCGCCAGCUCAACGGGCACCCAGAGUCCCGACCUGUAUGCCACCGAGCUCAACACAAGCAGCAUGUCUGCUUUCCAGCCCUACCAGGCCGCCAGCGAGAUAGAAGUCACUCCGUCCGCCCUCCGAACUAAUAUGCCCCUCCAUGUGCGUCGCAGCAGUGAUCCAGCACUGGCGACGGUCAAUGGGCCAUUCAGCGACCCCCGUGUGACCCUGCCGCCAGAGGAGCCGUCCAGGAAGAACCCCACCCGCUGGUCCACCACAGCUGGUUUCCUCAAACCACGACACUCUGUUGGAGACACCAGCACUGAAGCCAACAGCCUGGAGAGAAAGGGUAAGGUUGUGGACACGUAUCGUAGUCUCCCCCGUGACUCAGGGACCUGGGCAAACGAGAGAGAGUUCCAGAGAGAGACGGCCCGCUCCUCCCUGAGCGCCAACCACCCCAUGGUAGACCGCUGGCUGGAGAGACAGGAGCAGGAGGAGGGGGGGCACGGGGAGGAGGAGAACGGCAGGAUCGAGCCGGUUGGCCGAGCUGACUCCUGUAUGGCCCACACCCCUGUGAGGUCACUGGAUGACAUUGUAAAGCUGGUAGAAGUGUCCAAUGACGGCGGGCCCUUGGGGAUCCAUGUAGUGCCUUUCAGUGCCCAGGACCGCAGGACUCUCGGCUUGUUGGUCAAGCGCCUGGAGAGGGGAGGCAAGGCGGAACAACAUAGUCUGUUCCAGGAGAAUGACUGCAUCGUACGCAUUAAUAAUGGAGACCUGCGAAACAUCCGCUUCGAACAAGCCCAGAACAUGUUCCGCCAGGCCAUGCGUUCACCAGUCAUCAUGUUCCAUGUGGUUCCCAACCUGAUGAAGGCCCAGUACGAGCAGCUGUCACACAGCGAGAGGAACCCCGACGUGGCCUACUCCUCUGGAAGCUUCAGCCCUGACUCCCUAGCCAGCGAGAGAGGCAGCACAACCUCAGGCCUGGACCACACCCCACAGAGGAUGUCCCGUGGUCCCCACCCUCACCAGCACCCCGAGCAGGGUGACGCCUACACCUCUCUACCUCACCCCCAUGUGCUUGCCCAUGGGGGCUCCAUGGGCAAGCCCCCAUUAGGCCAUGCCCCUCCAGGCCGCACCCCCUCCCCUCACAGGGUGCUAAACUCCACCCCCGCGGCGGGCUUCACCAAAAAGGUCGGCAGGAGACUGAACAUCCAGCUGAAAAAAGGUCCGGAGGGUCUGGGUUUCAGCAUCACAUCGCGUGACGUCCCCAUCGGUGGCUCGGCACCCAUCUACGUGAAGAACAUCCUGCCCCGAGGAGCUGCCAUCCAGGACGGACACCUCAAGGCUGGAGACAGGCUGCUGGAGGUGAACGGAGUGGACCUGGUUGGGUUGACCCAGGAGGAGGUGGUCUGUCUGCUGAGGGCCACGCCCAUGGGAGGGGCUGUGGGGCUUGUGGUGUUACGACAGGAGGAGACCUUCCUGCCCAGAGAAGUGAAUGCAGAACCCCAGAUGCAAAGCCCCAGAGAUUUGAAGAUUGAGGAGGAUGACCUGGUGUUGACCCCGGAUGGUACCAGGGAGUUCCUGACCUUUGAGAUCCCUCUGAGUGACUCCGGGUCGGCGGGGUUAGGGGUCAGCGUCAAGGGCAACCGCUCCAAGGAGAACCACUCUGACCUGGGCAUCUUCGUCAAGUCCAUCAUCAACGGGGGAGCUGCCUGCAAGGAUGGAAGGCUGCGGGUCAACGACCAGCUGAUAGCGGUGAACGGGGAGUCGUUGCUAGGCAAGACCAACCAGGAAGCCAUGGAGACGCUAAGGAAGUCCAUGUCUGUAGAGGGCAACAAGCGGGGGAUGAUUCAGCUGAUUGUGGCCAGGAGGGUCACUAAACGCAACGAGAUGGAGGCCUCUGGGAGCCCCCUGGGACCGGAGCAGACCCUCAACUCCACCCUGCUGGACGACCGGGAGCGUCGGAUCUCCCACUCUCUGUACGGAGGCAUAGAGGGCCUGGACGACAACCUGAUGCCACGGCAGACACUAAUGGGCCGAAUGAUGGGUAACUACCAGCUCUCCCCUACAGUCAACAUGCCCCAGGACGACACAGUCAUCAUCGAAGACGAUAGGCUGCCAGUACUUCCUACCCAUCUCUCUGACCAAUCGUCUUCCAGCUCACAUGACGACGUGGGGGUCCCUCCCCCCUGGGCCAAAGAGAUUCAAAUUCAGAAUGAGAGCCCUCUGAGCCCUGAUGACACCGACCCAGACGGAGCCUUUCAGAGGGAGGGCUUCGGCAGACAGAGCAUGUCUGAGAAACGGACAAAGCAGUUUGGAGAUGCCAGUCAGCUGGAGAUCAUCAAGACACGCAAAUCCAAGAGCAUGGAUCUAGUAGCCGACGAGAUUAACCUCACCCCUCGCAAAGAGAACACACCAGGGUCUUCCACCAGGGACGUGGGUCCUUUCUUAGGCCUCAAGAAGUCCAGCUCUCUAGAGAGUUUACAGACAGCCGUUGCAGAGGUAACGCUGAACGGUGACAUGCCCUUCCACAGGCCACGCCCACGCAUCAUCAGGGGGCGGGGCUGCAAUGAGAGCUUCCGGGCUGCCAUCGACAAGUCAUACGACAGGCCAGCCGCUACAGAGGAUGACGAUGAGGACAUGGAGACAUAUUCCAGCAAUAUAAAACGUUCUGUUACUGUCUGUCCAGUGGAGGAGGACACCGAGGAGAGCUCUCGGUCCGGGCGUGACUCUGUGUCCACCGUGGCAGAUCUGACGCCACUGCCUAACACCGAGAGACCACUGGUCAACGGCAACCGCACCGAUGAAGACGAGAAGGACAAGGGAGGGAAUGACAAAAAGAAACAGAAGGACAAAGAGAAGGACAGCAAGAACAAGGCUAAGAAAGGCAUGCUGAAAGGCCUGGGAGACAUGUUCAGGUUUGGUAAACAUCGCAAGGACGGAGAGAAAAUUGAGCGUAAAGGGUCAAGCAAGUGGAGGCCGGAAGAGCUGCAAGCCUCAGAGGAAGAAACACUGAGGAUGAGACUGGAGCAGGAGAGGAUCCAGCUUAAGACCCGGGAGCUGCGGGAGCGGCAGGCACGGGAGAGGGACUACGCUGAGAUCCUGGACAUCAACCUGAGCCGAGACGAGGAGCACCCCUAUGCCGGCAUCGGGCCCCUGGACACGUCCCUGGGCAGCGGACACAGCCGUCCCCAGAGCCCCCGAGACAACGACCACCACCACCAAGACUCCUCCCUCUACACACAAGUCGGCAAGGCCCGCAACGCAAACGGACGCCCUCCCUCCGCCGACAGCAACAGACUAGCGCCUAGCAACCACGACCGGAUACAGCGGCUGAGGCAUGAGUUCCAGCAGGCCAGGGAGGACGAUGACCCAGACGACCGGAGACGCACCUAUAGCUUCGAGCAGCCCUGGCAGAACACUACCAACACCGGUCCAAGCCCGUACCAGACAGACAGACAACAGACAGGCCGACACUCUGUGUCUGUAGAGAUGCAGAGACAGAGGCAGGAGGAGAGAGACGCCUUCCAACAGGCGCAGAGACAGUACAGCUCUCUGCCACGACAACCCAGGAAGAACCCUAGCUCCAUCUCUCAGGACUCCUGGGUCAAGGUCUACCCGCCGGGCGAGGGCUUCCAGACGACCAAGGAGAACCCUCGCUACUCCAGUUACAAGGGCUCCAGGAACGGCUCCCCGGGGGUGAGCAGUGUGAAUGCCCGCGUCUUGCUGGAGGCCCAGGAGCUGCUGAGGCAGGAGCAGAGACGCAGGGAGCAGAAGGCCAAAGGGAAGCAGCUACAACUAGCACCCCCACAGGAGCACCACGGGAACAACACCUACAAUGCCACUCCGUCAUACUCAGCUCACAUGGACCCUGUGUCGCCUAAGGGCCCCUAUAGACAGGAUGUACCCCCCUCGCCCUCCCAGCUGGCCAGGCUCAACAGGCUGCAGGGGCCUGAGAAGGGGAGGCCCUUCUACUCCUGAGGGGAUAAGGGUGGGAAAGGGACAGGGCAGCCAAGAAGAGGCCACAGUUGGUGGCGACUACUUCAGGAGCUGAUUAGCUAUAGAAUGGGGAGGCCCUUCUACUCCUGAGGGGAUAGGGACAGGGUGGGCCAGAGGGGCCAUAGUUGUGGACAAUAUGAAUAGGGAAUGCACAGUGAGUGUUAGUAUUAAUGGCCUCUUAGUGACCUCCGUUCAGUCCCAGUCAGUCCUGUUUCCUCACACAGACUGUUGUUAAAUGAGACUUUCAGUGCCUCCUGUGUUCAUGGACAUGAUGCUUUCUGGGGUAGUAGUGGUGUUGUGGGAUUCAUAGACAUCUGUCACCCUCACGCUCUGACAAUCAUACAGGCAAACAGAUGGUUUUUCAAACAAUGGAGAAGUGUGUGUGUGUGUGUGUGUGUGUGUGUGUGUGUGUGUGUGUGUGUGUGUGUGUGUGUGUGUGUGUGUGUGUGUGUGUGUGCGUGUGUGUGUGUGUGCGUGCGUGCGCGAGACUGUCUUAAUGUAUGUAUGUGCGUUAUGCUAGUGUGGUGUGGACACUUACAAGGUCGCCUGGUUUUGUUAAGCCAUGGCUCCUACUUGACAUGCCCUCCCCUGGACAUGAACCUCCCCAUAGUUGGUAGUACACUAACACGUCAAAACAACAACGCUGAGCACUCACUAUUCUAUUUCUCUGUUUUCAUCCUUUCUUUCUUUACUUCAGUAGUCACCAGUGGGCUAGAGAAAAGGGAGUGAGUGUGUAAAAGGAGGGGGAGCAUAGCACUGGUUAUUAAUGAAGGACUCUCAUAAAUUAUUCAUGUGUGUGCCAUCUCCAUGGAGAGAGAGAAAGAGAGUCUGAUCCACCGCCUGGCCUCUCUGCUCUGGGCACGGCUAACCUGGCCUGCCUGUCUCUGGCUUCAUCCUCUCCCUCACCACCACUUUCUCCUCUUUCCCCUAUCCUCCUCCCCCUCACCACCUAUAUCACCUCUUCUCCCCCUCACCUCUUUCACCUCUCCUCUUCCCCCUUCCACUCCUAGUUCAGCUCUUCUCCUCCCCCUCACGUCCUUUUCCAACUCUUCCCCUGUCAACCCUGCACUGAAUUUUGCAUCACAAGCUGCCUGCCACAGCCAAAGAACAGAACACAGCACCUAGAGGAUGCUGUGUAGUGGAGGGCCACACCACAGUUUCUCUCCGCAGAGAGACAAUCGGAGUACCGACGCAAGAUUUAGGUUCAAUCUUCCCUUGUUCAUAAAAAAUAAAUAUGGUUUGAGUGGUAAUUGCUUUCAGCUGCCGUAUAGCGGAGUACUAGUGAGUCGCUCUCCUCUUGUAAAUAUUGGACCUUUAAUGUAACGAUGCUCUGAUGUCUAUGAAAUGUACCAAAUGGUGGAGAUGAAUUUCAACCGAACAAAGGAGAGCACAGAAAAGAUGAAAAAUCUAAUGACUGUGGUACGUACUCUGUGUGUCGCCUCGUGGUAUACUAUAACAGAAGAGUCUGGCACCUCGCUGCUUUGGAGAUGUGCUUCAGUGUUCUCCCUAUGCCAAUUACAGCCAUACGAAAUGCAUUAGCUUCCAUUUGUGAGUUAAUACAGUGUCUGUGUCCCAAAUGGGACCCUACUAUCUACACAGUGCACUACGGGCCCUGGUCAAAAGUAGUGCAUUAAAUAGGGAAUCAGCUGUUGAACACGUCUAACAUGGAAAUAAGACUGUGUUCUGUCGUCUGUACUGCAGUACUUUGCCAAUGUCUGCAGUCUGGUUGGAAUCUGUUGUAUGGUGUCCAUUGCUAGCUUAGUUCCAGAUCUGUCUUGUUAAUUUCUAUGGUCGUUAUAGUUAACAAAGGUGUAGGCAGAAGUUCCCCAGACUAUGUUGCUGAUCUUAUGUCAGUUUUUCAUUUCCCUCACUAAAUGGUUAAGGUUAAGAUUGGGGGGAGCGGAAGCUGAUCCUAUAUCUGUACCUAGGGGAAACAUCACCCCAGAGUAGUAAAUAAGACAGGGCAAAUAGAUCUGGGAUCAGGUGGACCAUCUGACCACCACUGGCUAAGUUGAGAGUUCAAUAAUAAGUGCCUGAGAUGCCAUGCAGUUCCUGAAUAGGGAAAACAAUGUGGAUUGUUCCUUGUUGUAGCUAAAUAGACACAACACCAUCACACCAUGUGUUUUUAACAUAAUAUUAUCAUCUCUACAGCACAGUAUGUGUUUUGAUUGUUUUGGGGCUUUUCUACAGUGAGAGUUCAAAUAAGCCUCUGCACAGCUGAUCAGUGUAUUUGUAUCCUGUCUGUUUGACAUUGCCUUCACAAUGCUGUACGUCUCAUGAUGUUUAAAGUAUAAAGCUAUUGUAAGCACAGUGCAAUUGUUUUUCAGACUUUGACAUGAUAUGUUUAGACAUGUAUACAGACACAUUUCCUGUACAUAUCACAUUUAGAAUAAAAGGAAGGCUGUUUCAUCCUGUUUACAACUA